AUGGAGCUGCAGCAGGACGCUCUGGACGAGGCCUUCCGCCGCCACAAGCAAUACUUUGAGCAGUUUCUCGAGAAUGAAGGUGGUUAUGGUAAUUACCCCGAGAAACUGAGCAGUAUGAUCCUCAAGAAGAGCACGCGAUUGGUCGUGAAUCUCAAUGAUCUCCGCGAAUACGACAGCUCGUUCACGGACCCGGCGGUAGGCGGCCAGGACAAUAUCGUGAACCGCUUACUGCGUAACCCUGCCGAGUUCGUACCUCCUUUUGAAGAAGCAGUAAAGGAAAAGGUCUUCAAUAUCAACAGUCAAUACGGAAGCAAGGAAGCAGACGCAUCGAAAGAUAUGCAGUUCCACGUGGGCUUCGAGGGAGACUUUGGCCACCACAAUGUGAAUCCUCGCGGACUUUUGGCUUCAUAUCUCACUCAAAUGGUGUGUGUUCACGGUAUUGUCACCAAGUGCUCAGCCGUACGCCCGAAGGUCGUUCGCUCUGUGCAUUACUGCAAGGAAACCAAUGCUAUUCUAUCCAGGGAGUACAGAGACAACACGUCCAUCACAGGAGCUCCAACGUCCAGUGUCUAUCCGACUAAGGACGAGAACGGCAACUUGCUGGAGACUGAGUUCGGGCUAUCCCAGUACAAAGACUACCAGAUGAUCAGCAUGCAGGAAACCCCGGAGACAGCGCCUCUGGGCCAACUUCCUCGCUCAUGUGAGGUUAUUGUCGAGAACGAUAUUGUGGACAAGUGUAAGCCCGGUGACCGUGUCCGAGUGAUCGGUAUCUACCGUCCACUUGGCGGUAACAGCACAGCGUCGUCCACUGCGGUGUUCAGGACAGUUCUCAUCGCCAACAACGUCCAACUCAUGGGCAAAGAAGUGAACGGCAUCGUCAUGCUACCUGAGGACUUGAAUAACAUCCGCGUGUUUGCUGAUCGUGACGACGCCUUUGAGAUGUUGUCACGCUCGAUUGCGCCGUCUAUUUACGGCCACGCAGAGAUUAAACAGGCGCUGCUGCUUCAACUACUCGGCGGAGUGGAGAAGAACUUGGAGAACGGCACACAUCUCCGUGGUGAUGUCAACAUCUUGAUGGUGGGAGAUCCGUCGACGGCCAAGUCUCAGCUGCUGCGUUUCGUGCGGACGAUCGCGCCUCUAGCCGUCAACACGACAGGUCGUGGGUCCUCCGGUGUGGGUCUGACAGCUGCGGUGACGAUUGAUCCCGACACGAAGGAGCGUCGUCUGGAAGCUGGCGCCAUGGUGCUGGCUGAUCGAGGCAUCGUGUGCAUCGAUGAGUUCGACAAGAUGAGUGAGGCCGAUCGUGUGGCCAUCCACGAAGUCAUGGAGCAGCAGACGGUGACUAUCGCCAAGGCAGGUAUCCACGCUACCUUGAACGCACGUUGCAGUGUCUUGGCAGCAGCGAACCCCGUGUACGGCCAGUACAACAAGAACAAGAAGCCGCAAGAGAACAUCGGACUGCCGGACUCUCUUCUGUCGCGUUUUGACCUGUUGUUCGUGGUGCUGGACCGUCUGGACCGCGGCGCAGACCGCAACAUCUCGGACCACGUGCUGCGUAUGCAUCGGUAUACUCGUCCGGGCCAGGAGGGCAUACCGUUGUCGUUCGAAGUGAGCUCUACAGACCACAUGGCACUGAUCGAUGAGAGCUCAAGUGGCAGGACGGACGGGGCCAAGAAGAAGUCGAUUUUUCAAAAGUUCGACCCUCUACUGCACGGCGGGUAUCAGUCUGCGUCGUAUGCUGGCAGUGGCAACGGCAUUCUGACGCUAGACUUCCUCAAGAAGUACAUUUAUUACGCUAAGACGCGCUACCAACCGGUGCUGACAGACGGAGCUAUCGAGCUGAUUUCGGAGGGGUACGCAGAGCUGCGGUCGCAGCAGAACGCGCGAACUUUGCCCGUGACGGCGCGUAGUCUGGAGACGCUGAUUCGUCUCGCUUCAGCUCAUGCCAAGGCGCGUCUCAGCAAGACAAUCGAAGCUGUGGACGCAGAGAAAGCCAUGUCGCUCAUCAGCUUCGCACUGUACCACGACGCGUCCGAACACUCGAACGAGGUCACAGCUCCGACACCAGAGGAGACACCGGAGCUCCCUGUGGCGGGCACGCAGAAGGCAUUGGCAGAGCUGGAGAUUGAGACGCCAGUGACGCCGGACAAGUCGAGGAAACGCGACCGUGGAGCAUGGAGUACUGCUACCCUUGCGGACGACGUGCUGAGUGUGUUGGCUGACAUGGGCAGCGACGCCAACGUGGACGACGAGAACGACAGUAUCAAACUGACGGACAUUCUGUCGCGACUAAAUGAUGGUCGAUCCAGGGGAGACGAAGUGCCUCGAGUCGAGUUAGAAAAGGUCCUGGUGGAUCUGGAAGAGCAGAACAAGGUCAUGUACAUCCAGGACGGAGACCCGAUGGUUAUGCUCAUUUAGCAAGCUCCGUGGAUCACUCUGCUAGGCUAUGAGGUUUUAUAUUUUGGUUCUGGGAAGAAAAAUUAAUCACGCAAAGACGUAUUCUGUGC
This is a messenger RNA of Phytophthora infestans T30-4, 2507 nucleotides long. Its product is annotated as DNA replication licensing factor MCM3. Lineage: Eukaryota; Oomycota; Peronosporomycetes; Peronosporales; Peronosporaceae. Gene Ontology annotation, cellular component: nucleus; MCM complex. The transcript has 4 exons. The coding region runs from base 1 to 2418 and encodes 805 amino acids. The record is from RefSeq and is a predicted model, not a curated record. Gene Ontology annotation, biological process: double-strand break repair via break-induced replication; DNA replication; mitotic DNA replication initiation. Gene Ontology annotation, molecular function: single-stranded DNA binding; ATP hydrolysis activity; single-stranded DNA helicase activity.